UGGAAGCAAAAAGUAAAAAGCUUUUGGAUUGAAAGAAAAAUUGAUUUGCCCACAUGCGGCUAAGUGUCGAGGGUGUUGGCAGUUCCUCUCUUAUAUAACACGGUAAUAUUAUUACUGCGACACACAUUUCCAGUCAACACAGAGAAGACAGGGAUGCUCACUGACUGUGCAGACCUCUCACAGUCAUGAAGCUUGCAGGUUUUCUCCUUCUGUUCCUCCUCACAGAUAGAAGUACCUACAGUCACUCAGAGAAACCAGAGCUCCUUGAUGAUCAACAGAAGUCAAAUCACAGCUUUGGGGGAGAUGGAAGUACCUCCAAUUGCUCAGAGAAAGUAGAGCUUGAUUAUCAACAGAAGUCAGAUCAGAGCUUUGAGGGAGGUGGAAAUACCUCAGAUAACUCAUAUGUUUAUGAUGACGAUACGGACCACAACAAAGAUGCUGUAGAUAAGGUGAACUGCAGUUAUCAGAUUUUGUUUAACCACCUGAACCUGACCAAAAACAUGGAGCUGUACACUAUGGUCCGACCUGACUUCAAUGAGAUUACAUACAUACACCUUCAAAUGUCACUCUAUAGUAUCUUUGAUGUGAGAGAGAUCGACCAGACUUUCAUUUCUUACGUGUGGAUUUAUAUGGGCUGGGGCAAUAAAUACAUUGGGUGGCAUCCAUCUAACUUUUGUGGACUUGAAAAAGUAGUAGUUCCUAAAGAAUUAUUGUGGAGGCCAGAUAUAACUAUUGAAGAGAUGACAGAGAAAGACAAGUCCCCCCCGACUCCUUUUCUCACCUUAAGAUGGGAUGGUAAGGUUGAAUUUAGGAAUGACCAGGUGCUGGUCAGCUCAUGCAGGAUGCAAAUUUUCAAAUUCCCUUUCGACAUUCAGAGCUGCAACCUGUCUUUCAAGUCUGUUGUAUACUCUGAUAAAGAACUAAAGUUUGAUGUAGACCUCAAUGUUACAAAGAUCACACGAUGGUCUCGUGAAUUGAUGCGGACCCAGUAUGAGUGGCUGUUCAUCAACAUAAGUGCCGAAGAGAAAACUGUCAACAAUUUUAGCUACAACCAAAGCAUGAUCGUUUACACUAUCAAAAUGAGGAGGCGGUCUGUCCUCUACAUCAUCAAUUUCAUACUACCCGUCCUGUUCUUCUUCUGUCUGGACUUGGCCUCCUUCCUGAUGUCGGACACCGGAGGCGAGAAGGUUGGCUUCAAGGUCACUGUGCUGCUUGCUGUUACUGUGAUGCAGCUUAUUCUCAAUGACAUUCUGCCGUCCUCUUCAGACAGGAUUCCACUUAUAGCGGUCUACUGCAUUGGGAUGUUUGGUUUGAUGCUUCUGAGCCUCUUGGAGACGAUUUUGAUGAUGUAUCUGGUGGAGAAAGACUCUGCAUCCCAAGACAAUGAUGCCGAUGAAGACCAAAGCCUGAGUGAGGACUGUGGAGACAAACAGGGCAAAGACAAUUGUGAUGGAGAGGUGAAGAAAUGGAAUCACUGUGCCUGUGUCUGUGAUGUGUCUGCUGACGAACCUCCAUCUGAACUGCUGUCAGUGGCCAAAGAGUUUGCUUUAUCUCUGCUUGACCUCCCAUGUCCCUUAAUCCUUCUGGGUAGCAGCAGCCAACUGAUGGAGUGCAGUGUCUUGAAGAAGGUCUCGGAUGAGCUGACAGCAGUGCAGAAAACAUUGACUCUGCUCCUCAACAGCAGGAAGGAAGAAGGGAAGCUUGGCUACUGGACCAGAGUGACUAAAACCAUCAACAAAGUUUUCUUCAUUUUCUACAUCACAUCAGCAAGUGUGUUUUUAAUUAUUAUCUUUUCAAUAUGGGCGAAUGAAGAUUACAAGUAGUGCUCAAGUUUAAAAACACAAUUUGGUCAUUUUUCAUGGAUGCUAACACAACUGUACUCUGUGUUCACGCCUGUAGUUCACUUUCACUGGUCUGGGCCAAAGAAAACAAUGACCUAUUGUUGCUCAAACAAACCGUUAUGACUAGUCUUCAUCACAAAGUCUCUGCAAUGAAAUGAUUCACAUUACUAUUAAUAAUCAAUGUUGGCUUACACUACGCAGACACUGUGCUUUGUUAUUUAUUUUUGACACAGAGAGCAGUCCCACUGAACAUAUUAAGGCUCAUUUAUAGUCCCUUUACGUACGAAAAUGUAUACGUCCGUUUCAAACGAUGUUACCGU
Messenger RNA from Epinephelus lanceolatus (giant grouper), 2161 nucleotides. Its product is annotated as 5-hydroxytryptamine receptor 3C-like. The record is from RefSeq and is a predicted model, not a curated record. Gene Ontology annotation, cellular component: membrane. Gene Ontology annotation, biological process: monoatomic ion transmembrane transport. Gene Ontology annotation, molecular function: transmembrane signaling receptor activity; extracellular ligand-gated monoatomic ion channel activity. Lineage: Eukaryota; Metazoa; Chordata; Actinopteri; Perciformes; Serranidae.